Messenger RNA from Candidozyma auris, 834 nucleotides. RefSeq lists its product as uncharacterized. Gene Ontology annotation, biological process: lipid metabolic process. Lineage: Eukaryota; Fungi; Ascomycota; Pichiomycetes; Serinales; Metschnikowiaceae. The record is from RefSeq and is a predicted model, not a curated record. The coding region runs from base 1 to 834 and encodes 277 amino acids. The transcript has a single exon.
AUGACAUUAGUGCACCAGUGGUACUUUGACGAUGCUGUUUGCGGCUACAUUGCUACCACGCACUCAGACAUCUUCAACUAUACGAAUACCCUCUCCGGGAAAAAAACCAUAGUUGUUUCGUUGAGAGGAACGAGAUCGCUUUCUGAUGUUCUUACGGACUUGAGAGUGGACAUGGUGCCAUUUAAGCAAGUGCACCAUAGGCUACCUCGCUGUGGAGAGAAGUGUAAGGUCCACAAAGGUUUUGCAGCCUAUUUUGAUAACACGCUUGCGGCAAUUGAAGAUACGCUUGUCGCAGAACUUGAUAAUGCUCGCAGCUCUGAGGAUUACGAGCUUGUUGUUGUGGGCCACUCUAUGGGAGGGUCGGUAGCAAUUCUAUUGGCGCUCCAUUUCCUUGGAUUGGGCUAUGAAAAGCUUACGUUGGUCACUAUGGGACAGCCUCUCGUGGGAAACAGCGAGUUCACCACUUGGGCAGAUUUUGUGUUGGGAAGCUACCUUCCUAUGAAGCAUGGUUCUUUCGAAAGAAAGUACCUUCGAGUGAUCCACAAAGGGGAUUUGGUCACACAGGUUCCGUCUACAAGCAGAAACUUUCUCGAUAAGUAUGCACAAUUCCAGAAUCAGGUUUAUCUCAAUGUCACAGGUGGAGAAACGAAUCCGAAGCCCGAAGAAGUUGUGGACUGCUUCAGCGAGACCAACCAGCUAUGUAUUGCCAACGAUUUCAGUGCGUUCCAUUUGGGCAGCAUCUUUUUAAAAAAUUACUAUGUGAAUCACAACACAUAUUUUAGAAACUUGGGGCUCUGUGGACUCAGCCUUGGAUGGAGCGGAGAAUUAUGGUAA